GAUGGGCUGGUGAAGACCAACAUGGAGAAGCUGACAUUUUACGCCCUGUCUGCCCCGGAGAAGCUGGAUCGCAUUGGUGCCUACCUCUCCGAGCGGCUCAUCCGAGAUGUGAGCCGGCACCGAUAUGGGUAUGUGUGCAUUGCCAUGGAGGCCCUGGAUCAGCUCCUCAUGGCCUGCCACUGCCAGAGCAUCAACCUCUUCGUAGAGAGCUUCCUGAAGAUGGUAGCAAAGCUGCUGGAGUCAGAGAAGCCCAACCUGCAGAUCCUGGGGACCAACUCGUUUGUGAAGUUUGCCAACAUCGAGGAGGACACCCCAUCUUAUCACCGGAGCUACGACUUCUUUGUCUCCCGCUUCAGUGAGAUGUGCCACUCCAGCCAUGACGACCUCGACAUCCGGACGAAGAUCCGGAUGUCUGGCAUUAAAGGCCUGCAAGGGGUGGUGAGGAAGACGGUGAAUGAUGAGCUCCAAGCCAAUAUCUGGGACCCGCAGCACAUGGACAAAAUCGUGCCCUCGCUGCUCUUCAACUUACAGCACGUGGAGGAGGCCGAAAGCCGCUCCCCCUCCCCGCUGCAAGCCACCGAGAAGGAGAAGGAGAGUCCUACGGAGCUGGCGGAGAGGUGUCUGCGGGAGCUGCUGGGCCGAGCAGCAUACGGCAACAUCAAGAACGCCAUCAAACCCGUCCUCAUCCACCUGGAUAACCACUCGCUCUGGGAGCCAAAGAUCUUUGCCACCUGCUGCUUCAGGAUCAUCAUGUACUCAAUCCAGCCGCAGCACUCCCAUCUCGUGAUCCAGCAGCUCCUGGGGCACCUGGAUGCCAACAGCAAGAGCGCAGCCACCAUUCGCGCGGGCAUCGUGGAGGUUCUUUCAGAGGCAGCGGUGAUCGCAGCCUCCGGAUCUGUUGGCCCCACGGUACUGGAGGUGUUUAACACCCUGCUGAGGCAGCUGCGGCUCAGCAUUGACUAUGCGCUGACGGGGAGCUACGACUGCGCUGCCGGCGUCAGCACCAAGAUCAUUAAGGAGCACGAGGAGAGGAUGUUCCAGGAGGCCGUCAUUAAAACCAUAGGGUCCUUCGCCAGCACGCUGCCCACCUACCAGCAGUCUGAGGUGAUGGUCUUCAUCAUGAACAAGGUGCCGCUACCCUCCUCGCAGCAGUCCAUCGAGGCUGGCAAAGCCGGGGAGAACCGGAAUCGGCUGACACAGAUAAUGCUCCUGAAGUCCCUCCUCCAGGUCUCUGUGGGCUUCCAGUGCAGUAACAUGCUUACGGCACUUCCCAGCGCCUUCCUGGACAGGCUGCUUUCCGCAGCCCUCAUGGAGGAUGCUGAGAUCCGUCUCUUUGUCCUUGAGAUCCUCAUCAGCUUCAUUGAUCGCCACGGGAACCGGCAGAAAUUCUCCACCAUCAGCACCAUCAGCGACAUCUCGGUCCUGAAGCUGAAAGUGGACAAAUGCUCACGCCAAGAUACUGUCUUCAUGAAGAAGCAUGGUCAGCAGCUCUACCGGCACAUCUACCUGAUAUGCAAGGAGGAGACCAACGUGCAGGCUCACUACGAGGCUCUCUACAGCAUGCUGAUGCUCAUCAGCAUCGAGCUGGCUAACGAGGAGGUCAUGGUGGACCUCAUCCGCCUGGUCCUGGCAGUGCAGGAGAUUGCCCAGAUCAACGAGGAUAACUUGUCAGCGUACAACCGCUGCGCGCUCUUCGCCCUUGGUGCAGCUUACCUGAACCUCAUCAGCCAGCUCACCACCGUGCCUACCUUCUGCCAGCACAUCCACGAGGUCAUCCAGAUGCGGCAGAAGGAAGCUCCCUAUCUGCUCCCUGAAGAUGUGUUUGUGGAGAGACCCAGGUUGAGCAAGAGCCUUGACCGCCUGGGCCCAGAGGUCUUCUUCUGGCAGAGCAAGAUCAGCGAGGUGUUGGGUGGCAGUGGCUACAACUCGGACCGGCUCAGCACACCCUACAUCCCCCAGCUGACGGAUGAAGAUCGCUUGUCCAAGAGGAAGAGCAUUGGUGAGACCAUUUCUCUGCAGGUCGAGGUGGAGUCGAGAAAUAGUCCUGAGCGAGAGCAGGUACCGUCACCAGCGGAAGAAAUCACGUACGAGACGCUGAAGAAGGCGAUAGACAGCGUUGCCGUGGAGGAGCAGGAGCGGGAGCGGAGGCGGCAAGUGGUGGAGAAAUUUCAGAAGGCCCCGUUCGAGGAGAUCGCCGCUCACUGCGGUGCCCGGGCGACACUGCUGCAGAGCAAGCUCAACCAGAUCUUUGAGAUCACCAUACGGCCACCGCCAAGCCCCUCCGGCACCAUCACAGCUGCCUACGGCCAGCCCCAAAAUCAUUCCAUCCCGGUGUACGAGAUGAAGUUCCCAGACCUGUGUGUGUACUGAGGGCGGCCGUGCUGGUAGGGCAGAGCCACCGCCGCACAGCUGGCACCAGAGGACCUCUUGGGGAGAGUGCUGACCCUGUGGCGAGCGCAUCCUCGUGCACGACGGGUGGGGACAUGGACACCAAGGCCACCCCAA
Messenger RNA from Gavia stellata (red-throated loon), 2505 nucleotides. RefSeq names its product EFR3 homolog B (gene EFR3B). The record is from RefSeq and is a predicted model, not a curated record. NCBI's taxonomy places the organism in Eukaryota, Metazoa, Chordata, Aves, Gaviiformes, Gaviidae. The coding region runs from base 22 to 2370 and encodes 782 amino acids. Gene Ontology annotation, biological process: protein localization to plasma membrane. Gene Ontology annotation, cellular component: plasma membrane. The transcript is spliced from 21 exons.